CGAUAAGACAAUAUUCACAUCGGUCAGUUCAUUCUUACAAAGAUGAGCAGCAACCAGUCAACUUCUCCUACAGCUUCGGAGGAUACUGGCAGCAAUGUUGGUCAAGCCAUUGGAGGUGUCUUCCAAGCCAUGUCAGGUGCUGGCGAGGCAGUUCGCGGCAACAUCAAUGCUUUCCUUGACAAGGGCGGCGAAGCGCUCGUCGGCAAGAAGAACGUUGAGCCCCGCAGCUCUGAUUACACUGCUGCCGGCGGCCACGAAAAUAUCGCACAGAAGGGCAUGAAGGACCUGAAAGACGGCUUGGAAAAGGUUACAGGACCCAGCCAAUAGUUAGCAGCUCGAGAAAGUCGCAAAGAGUCUGUGACGGCGCAAUUCGCCGUACAGGCUGCUUCGAAUGUCGCGGUGCUCGUUGGCUUUCAAUCAAUGGGUGCCGCUUGAUUUUUUUUCGGUUGGCUAAGGCUGCAGGCUGCUAUAGAUGACUUGUUUGUGCUGUGCAUAAUGAAUGUCAAGUGCGUACCAUUUGCAUGCUACGCAGUGGCCAGCAUCACGGAUUGUACGGAACCACCAAGGCCGGUGCUUCAAGCGCGUGGCAUUCUUGAACGUCUGCAUUUGCAGUAUCCUUUGCUAUAACUCCUUUCACGCAUACUGACAUGACAUAUAUCCAGAUAUCCAG
Tilletiaria anomala UBC 951 is the source of this 670-nucleotide messenger RNA. RefSeq lists its product as uncharacterized. NCBI's taxonomy places the organism in Eukaryota, Fungi, Basidiomycota, Exobasidiomycetes, Georgefischeriales, Tilletiariaceae. The transcript is spliced from 3 exons. Bases 43 to 327 code for a protein of 94 amino acids. The record is from RefSeq and is a predicted model, not a curated record.